Molecule: messenger RNA, 3207 nt
Organism: Auxenochlorella protothecoides
Lineage: Eukaryota; Viridiplantae; Chlorophyta; Trebouxiophyceae; Chlorellales; Chlorellaceae
Product: Phosphoglucan, water dikinase, chloroplastic
Exons: 17
Coding region: 1-3207 (1068 amino acids)
Biological process (GO): phosphorylation
Molecular function (GO): kinase activity; ATP binding
Source: RefSeq, a predicted model, not a curated record
AUGCAGGUGAUCCAGAGCCAUGCCAGCCGCACAGGCUCUGGCAACAACGCAAAGACCACCCUUGCAGCGGCAGCCACGACUGUGAGCGUGCGCAUUGGCGUGCAGCGCGACGUGGGGUACGGCAGAUCGUUUGUCAGCAUCUCCGGCUCCAAUGUGGAAUGGGAGUCGGGGUCCAACCACGUCGUCCCUGCCCCCGAGGCCGACGCUGCCGUGUCCUUGAACUGGGGAGCAGCCGAGGCUGUCGUGAAGAAGGCAGAGGCCGGUAGCCCCUUCGCCAGCAGCCCCGGUCCUGAUCCAGGCACCCAGGGCCCCGCCAGCGACGAUUCGCCGGUUCGUGCUCGCUGGAGUGGAAAGGAGCCGGUCUUCAUGCAGGGGAACGAGCACAGCCGGGAGCGGCAGGGCCGGUGGGAGACGGAGGGCCUGGAGGGGGCGACGCUGGAGAUCGUGAAUGGCGAUCGGGACGCGGGCAGCUGGCUGCAGAAGCUGGCAGUCGCAGAGAAGCUGCUGGUCCAAUCUGCGCCGCGCCUGAGGCCGAGGCUGGACGCGGUGGCCGCCGCCUAUGUGUACCUCCAGUGGGUUGGCAACGGGACCCUGGCCUGCGCGGAGAGUGGGGGCCAUCACCGGCCCAACCACCAUGCUGAGCUGGCGCGCAGCAUGUUCCGGUCCCUGGAGUGGGUGCUUGCCGAGGGAGGGAAGGACGGCGAGGCCCAGGCCCUGGCCCUCCUGGCCCGCCGGCUGCAGGCCUACCUGCCCUCCUUCGACGCCGCCUACACCGCCUCCACCCCCCUCACGCGCAUCAGGGACAUUGCGCACAGGAACGACAUCCCCCACGAGCUCAAGCAGGAGAUCAAGCACACCAUCCAAAACAAGCUGCACCGGAAUGCGGGGCCGGAGGACCUGGUGGCCACUGAGGCCAUGCUGCGGCGAAUCACCCGCCACCCCGGCGAAUACCCCGACGCCUUUGUGGGCGAGUUCCGGAGGUUCCACGCGGAGCUGAGUGAUUUUUUCAGCGCUGGGUCGCUGACGGACAGCCUGGCCGCCCUGAGGCCCAGCCUAGGGGACGACCCCUCCGAUAUACAGAUCGUGGAGCGUUUCCUGGAAGCCAAGCGGAAGCUGGAGGCAGCGGGCAGCAGCGCCGACAUGAACGACGUGGUUGACACGUUGCACACGCUGGGCACGCUGCGCGCGCUGCUCUGUUCCCGCCUCUCCUCAGGCCUGCGCAACGACGUGGGCGACGGCGUGCUCGCCGGGCGUCAGAGGCGAGCCGAGAUCCAGGCGGAGGACUAUGCAUUCGUCCUGCUUUCUCGCUUCAGCAACCUCCUCGAAAGCCAGGGCGGUGCCGAAUCACUCGUCCAAGGAAAGGACGGCGGCUGGGCGCUGCCCCUUGGCUCCCUGGUCCUCGGCCUCCGCCAGGUGGGCCUGGGCGCCGGGUCGGGGCUGGCGCGCGAGUGCGCUGCCCUGGAGCAGGAGCUCGCCACCUGGCAGCGGCUAGGCGGGUUUGGGGAGCGCGACAAUGCCCUCAGGCUCAAGGCUUCCCUGCAGCGCCUGCGCCGGCUGACGCAUGACUUCAGCCAGAUCCUGAUGGACUCGCUGUCGGAGCGCGCGCAGAAGCUGGGGGAUGCGCUGGGGGUGUCGGGCGACAUCAGCUCAGUGUUCACGGAGGCUGAGAUCCGUGCCAGUGUGGUUUUCCAGCUCUCUAAGCUGGCGGCGACGCUGCUCAAGGGCACCGAGCUGGUGGCUGGCGGCUCGCCCUUUGACGUGGUGGUGGGCGGGGAAGCUUCUGGGAAGCUGCAGGAGGUGGAUGCCCUGCAGCCCGGCUGCGCCGGUGUCGAGGCCUGCGUGCUGGUGGUGAGAUCUGCCACCGGGGACGAAGAGGUGGGGGCCCUGGGUCCAAACCUCCGCGGCAUCAUCCUGCGCCACGACAUCCCACACCUCUCCCACCUAGGGGUGCGGGCUCGCCAGGAGCAGGUGCCCUUUGUGCUGGUGGAGGACGACGCUUUCUUUGAGGAAAGCAUCGCGCCGCUGCUGGGCAAACACGUGACACUGAGCUCGGUGUCGGACGCCACCACUCUGACGUCUGGCGCGGCUGACGCGCCCGGUCUUACAGGCAAGGCUUCCAGGGGACGCCCCGAAGCCGGCGCGCCAAGUUGGAAGGGGGAGGCGCCACGCCGCAUCUCCAAGCUCUCCGCCUCGGCAGCCGUUGUUCCCCUGGCUGAGGUGGAGGCAGGAAGCUGCGGCUCCAAGGCCGCUGCCUGCAGCCGGCUCUCGCGCCUGGCCGUCGACUCCAAAGGAAACAGCGGCAGCGAGUUUGCGGCGCCCCCGGGUGUCGUCCUGCCCUUUGGCACGAUGGAACUCGCCCUCGAGGCUGGCGGCCACGCAUCGGCUUUCCGAGACCUCCUCAGCCAGUUGGAUGAUAUGCUGCGGGAGCCCGAGGACGACCCUCGCAAUGCCCGGCUGGCGCGGCUCUGUGAGGAGGUCCAGGGCCUGAUCCUGAACAGCAGCAAGCUGCCAGAUGAGGUCAUCAAGGCACUGCAGGACUCCCUGCCUGCAGACUCACCUGUCAUUGCCCGGUCCUCUGCAAACGUGGAGGACUUGGCAGGCCUCUCAGGUGCCGGCCUCUACGACUCCAUCCCCGGGAUUGACCCGAGCAGUGCCACAUCGCUGCAGCGUGGCAUAGCCCUGGUCUGGGCCUCCCUGUUCAGCAGGAGGGCGGUGCUCAGCCGCGGCGCUGGGGGCAUCCCCUCCCAGGCCGCAGCGAUGGCGGUCCUGCUCCAGCCCCAGCUCUGCCCCGACCUCUCCUUUGUGCUGCACACCGCCCAUCCGGUCACCCGCGACGCCGGGGUCAUGUGGGCCGAGGUGGCCCCGGGCCAGGGCGAGAUCCUGGCCACGGGGUCACGCGGUGCCGCCUGGCGCAUGGAAAUCGGCAAGGCCGGCGACACGCUGCGCAUGCUUUCUUUCGCCAACUUCAGCACCGCGUGGCUGGUGGCGCGGGGCACGGGAAAGGGUGGCGUGGCCACCCUCGCUCCCACCACUGUCGACUACAGCUCGCAGGCCCUGUCAGGCUCCGAGGAGGCCCGGGCGCAGCUCUCCCGGCGGCUGCUGGGCGUGGGCGCCGCCUUGGAGGCGGAGAUGGGCGGUGCACAGGAUGUGGAGGGCUGCAUCGCAGCCGGGCAGCUCUACAUCGUCCAGACCCGGCCCCAGCCAUGA